AUGAAUCCUUGUUGUUCAGAAUUGCAAGAGCAACUUUUAACGCAACGACAAAUUAAUAGAGACCAAUCAAGAUUAAUUGAUGGCAAGCAACAAAUUAUUGAAGAUCAAGCAAGACUAACUAAAAGUCAACAACAACUAAUUGAUAUGAUGUAUGAAAAAAUUCAAACGUUGGAAAAUGAUAUUAGCAAACUUAAAGGAGAAGGAGGAGGAAAAUAUGAAUUUAAAGUAUUUCUUAGAAAUGUUAAACCAUCAUUAACUCCUAAAAUGUUGAAAAUUCAUCUUGAAAGAUCGUUUGGUCCUAUUCAUGAAAUUUCUCAACCAGAUCCAAAAUCUCCAUAUGCAUUCGCUUAUUUCAAGAAUCGUCAACAUUUUCUUCAAGCCCUCGAGAAAGGAAAUAUUAAUAUUGACGGAAUUAACGUCAAAAUUACAUCUGGACCGAAAAAAUAA
Funneliformis caledonium is the source of this 447-nucleotide messenger RNA. NCBI's taxonomy places the organism in Eukaryota, Fungi, Glomeromycota, Glomeromycetes, Glomerales, Glomeraceae. The record is from the annotation of a GenBank genome assembly.